GAAGUGGGUACGUACGUCGGUACUUGGACUCACUUGGGCAUCUUUAUACUGAAGAAAAUAAUGGCGAGGAAAGGACUCCUCCGUCGUAUUUGAAUAAUAAUUGCUGGAAAAUCGACGUUACAUUCAAGCGACACAAGUAAGUUUCAAUCAGUUUGCGACACUUGCAAUUACAGCUGUGGACAACCAAAACAGCAUGGAUGGUGAAGACCCAUUCGACCACUUCGAGGAAGACGAUUUACAACCGGAUAACAAACCGUCGGCCAAGAAAAAAGCUGGAAGGACGAAGAGUGGUGACAAUGUCAGGGUUAUUGAAAUGCGAAAGGAAAGAUCAAGAAAUGCUGCAAGAAAUAGAAGAGGAAAGGAAAAUGCUCAGUUUGAUGARCUUGCAAAGUUGUUGCCACUCCCUGCGGCAAUUACAUCGCAACUUGACAAGGCUUCAAUUAUACGACUUACCAUCAGUUAUCUUAACAUGAGGGAAUUCUCAGGAGCAGUUCCCAAAAUGCAACUCCAGCUCACCGAUGGAUCAGACAUUAAUCUAUCACCAAGUGAAGAAAGAUCUGAUGUGUCCCCUUCUCCUCAACCAAGUACAAGCAGAGAAGUUGUCCAUUAUGACAGGCCUUCAACAAGUUCUGUGAUUCCUGACCUUUUAUCAGAAACUGGCUCUCAGCUACUUCAGUGUUAAUCUUGGAUUAUCACAGGUGGAAUUAACUGGGAAUAGUGUGUUCAACUACAUACACCAAGAAGAUCAUCCUGAUGUCUUAGAACAACUGACUAGUAGCUCAACAGAUGAUCCAGCAGAGGAUAGCCAAUUCCAGGGCAUGCAGGGUUUUUUUUCAUGUCAAGGCCAGCGCACUGAUUCUUUGUUUAACCAGGGAGAAGAAAUAGGACCUCCUAAAAUUCUUCCACAUCAGCCACGGUCAUUCUUUGUCAGAAUGAAGUGUACACUUGUCAGACGUGGAGGGUCUUAUGCUAAAUCAGCAGGGUUUAAGGUCGUGCAUUGUGUUGGUCGUGUCAAGGAAUAUGCUUCGGACAAGAAUGAAGCACCUAGAAGGGCGUUUGUGCUUCUUGCUCAGCCUGUUCCCACCAUGAACAUCAAUGAACUUCCACUSGAGUGUAACAUGUUUGUCAGUCGUGUCAACAUGGACUUGAAAAUCGUCUACUGCGAAGGAAGAAUUCAUCGUUUUAUGGAUUACCUUGCCAAGGAUAUUGUUGGUAUUUCUGCGUAUGAUUUUUAUCACGCUGGUGAUGUGGCUCUCAUACAAGGACAUCAUGCAAAAUUCCUUUCUAAGGGUCAAGUAUGGACGAAAUAUUACCGAUGGAUGAACAAAAAUGGUGGGUGGGUUUGGAUGCAGACGAAAGCGUCUCUUAUUCCACAUCCAUCAAACCCUGCGUUGAAGCAAAUGUUGUGUCUAAACUACAUUCUCAGUGACGUCGAACAUCGAAGUGUUGUUCUAGGAAUGGCUCAAUUGGACAAUAAACCUGAACUCACAUCGGCACCACCCAAUAUUCUGACAGAAGUGCCUUGUGAUGGAGAUAGUACUGGUGAACUCAAUGAUGCUCUCAUUGAUGACCAGGUCAUGGUUUUUCCUAAAUGGCAGGCCACGUCUGACAAGCUCGUCCCUCAACAAACGCUACUCGACCAAAUGGUGUUACAACGUACUGGAUAUACUCAACAAUUCAACGAAGCUUUCAAUAACUGGUCCAGUGAACAUCAAUCCAUAGAUCGAAAAGCCAGUCAGUCUGACGAAAGCCACGAUCAAGACUUUGAUGACAAGGAGCUUCAGGAUAUUGCAGACAUCAUCAAUGCGGAUGUCACUCCAUUCGAUCAGUCAUUGUUUGAUUUUGUUGUGUCCGGGAGCACUCCUUCAUUAAUGAACGUGCCAUCUUCUCAUCUAGGACCGAUUGGUGGAUAUAUCGAGGAGAUACCCACAACAUAUGCCAGUACUACUUCGGUUGUCCCUAAGGAAGAAAAAAAUUCAGUUAGCAACGAUUAUAGUUCCACUAUGUCGUGUUCACARGGGAGGAARCGACCAGCGCCUGCAACUAGCUUUGGUUACGAUGGCAACUCUGUUGACACUAGUGUUUCGUCUAAAGCUCCUCGUUUAAGCCACAUGCAGGAAGGAACUACACCAAAGACAACCUCYCAAUAUCAAGAUAAURCAUGGAAAGUACCGUCUUCGACAUCCACGACGUAUUCAGCGUCAGGACGAUAUACAGGRACAAAUCARUUAGCACAAACUGCAACUUCGACUACGACAAAUCAAAGUAUGAACUUUAGCCAGGKAGGUGCGAACAACAUGAGCUCAAAUCCUGGCCCUGGACUCAAUACUUUCCAAAUGAAAGCAACAAUUUUUGCGAAUCGUAAACCAAAGUCUCUUCUAGAACAACUUGUGAUGAUGCCAGGCACAGGUAAAGAAGAUGAUUUAAUGGAUGAUGAUUUAAUGUUGGAGCUAGUAGAAGAGCUUAUGGAGAGAGGCGCUGAUGUAGACAUGAUGGACAAUGUGACUUCUGUACAAGAUAGUACAGUAGGUAGCAGUAGUAGUAGAAGCAACAAUUUUGUAMCUUUCCAAAACAUCAAACAAGAAGUUGUAACUCCAACGGCAACAAAUGCACCUGUUCCGUUCUCAGAAUGUAUUCAGAACACGCCCAAACCGCCGAUGAACUACCAACAGUUUGAGGGACUUUACCAAAGCAGUGCAAGUGACGGCUUACAGUCUGAGAGAAGGUCACAACAACRGAACAUAAACAUGCAGGAUGGGGGGUCUGUAACUAGCCUUCGAAACACAACACAACAGCAACAAUGGGUGCAACCUGAACGACUACAACACGCAUGGCAAMARMAGCAGCAGCAGCAGCAACAACAAGGCAGUAUGCCUCAGCAGUACCAAAUACCUAACAACCAAUUAAAACAAACAUCUUCACAACAACAACGACAGCAACAACAACAGUCUCGCACACCAUACAGCUUUACAGGCCCGACUCAACAACARCGACGACUGCAGCAACAGAGAACACCAGAACUUCAAUCUAUAGCAGAGCAAAGCCAGAUUUUUCGAGAACUGAACGAACUUAUAAAACAGAAUAAUAGCAUGCAGCAGAAYACUCAGGGCAUUKCAAACCAGAGAGUAUUGAUAUCAUCGGCUCCACUCCCUGAAUUAAGCAGCGUUAUUGACGAAGAACUCAACAGUCUCCCUGUUGACAAUCAAAUGAACUCUCUGAACUCUCAGAACUUUAACGGUAAUGUUCCAGGAACAGGAAAUCGUAAUUUUACAGGUAUGAUGUAGCUAGAGGUCCUUAAGAAGGCAUGUAAAUACUGACUUAUAGAAUAAAAAAAGUGUAAUUAUGUACUUAAUGAUAAAUCAAAAAAGUCUAAAUUUGCAAUAGAUAUGUAGGUUAAACCGUAGUUAUUAGAAAGGUGAAAUUAUUAUAAUUUUUUGUUCUUUUUUGAACGACACAUUUAACCAAGUGUACAAAUAUUAUUCAAUUCCACAAAACAUUAACAGCUUAAACACUUUUUCAUGUUUAGUAUGUCUUUAGCUUUGCUAGUGUUUUAAGCGCAAACUCAUUCAGUAUACGAUUACAAGUAUGCACUAAGUGUGUUGCCAUUCGUUUCGUUAUAUAGAUAGUCGAAUUCCACAUGUGCUGAAGUCAAUCCAUGAAUCAAACCGAGGUGAAAUUUGAAAGAAUAAUUAUCAACAGCUCUUAGUUGAGUACGAUUUCUGUUCAAAUUUAGGAUGAAAAAAACAACAAAACAAAUAAGUUUACAACUGGAUUGUUAAAUAGCCUUCGUURCCGUCGGUCAGCGGGUUUGAGGCUUGACUUCCGAAGACCGUAAAGUUUUUGAAACACAUUUGAGAAAUUUGAAAAAUAUUGCGGAGCAAGRAACACUUCUUAUCUUAUCUGGAAUUGGUAGUCUUUACUUUUGUCCUUAUUGAGUAAGGACAGCUAUCCAAUAGAAUUAGUAUAAUGUUUUAUUUUAUAGUUUUUAUAAGGGUUUUUUUAGCGGCAUAAAAUUCUCGUGUUAUUUUGCACUAUUUGUGAGAGCUUCCCUCUGAUUUUCGUGUAUUUUAGAACUGGUCAGGAAAAYAUCGAUUUUUGUAAAAGCGUCGAUAAUUUUUCCAUUCUUAUCCACUGAUUUCAAUGCGCUUGAAUAAAAUCGGGUAUUAGAGUAUCUAUCUAUAUUAGCAUUUGUCAAAACAUUAGUUGCGCAAUAGAAUUAGUUGCCUCCACUUUUUUAUCAUUUUCUUCUUCAUGAAAAACAUUUAAGGAACUGUCACUCAGUAAGCUUUGUUGUCUUUGCUCAAACCGUCUCGAGAAUUAUAAAACUUUACAUGAUAUAGAGUGCAGUCACUAUUCAGCAUUCUGUUAAURGUACAAAGUCUGGCCUUUGCACCUAACCCGUGAAAUAGUAUAGUAUAAUAAUAGACAAAAUGAAAAAGGARUGGCUAUCGUAAGGCCUUGGUUCACGAGUUACAGCCGGUGUAAUAUAUCAUUGCUACUCGUUAAAAGACCAUGUUAGAAUAUGAAAAUUUGAAUGCUCCGUUAGUGGUUCACGGGUUAAGUGUACCGACUUAAUUAAUGAACUGUAAUCAGUUAAUAGUCAAUAAUCUAUAAAGGAUCCGUGUAAUCGAUUCUAUCCAAAACGAUCAGAGUCAUCGUUACCCGUCAUUUCACUUUUCUUAUUUUGAAAAAUAUAUCUUUAUACAUAGUUAAUAUGCUUUAUAUUACUCACAAAAACUGGCUUUUAAGAAUCUAAACAUUCUCUCUGAAUCGAUAAAUAUUAUUGACGGAUGAUAGCUGUCUGUGGCCUUUUACUUUCUUUGCAAGGMCACUCACUUGUAUGUUUAGGCAUGCGUAGUACGAUCUUAUAUGUUUUUUUGAACAUACCACAUGGCUCAAUGCYCAAAGUCACUUGWAURUCACACAAAGAAGUUAAGAUCGGRCCAAAUGAGAAGUGUCUGAUCCAAAAACUAUUGUUUGGCGAAACAACGUUGGAUCAGCAAACAAAAUGUUGUAUGGCCUAACAAACGCCAUCCAACAUGUUUGGCGCUCCACCUUGCACUAUCAAACAAGUUACCCAAAUGGCAAAGGGUUGGUCAACCCAAUGAUGUUUCUAGUGAGCAUUUCUCGUUUGACCGGAACUUAACUACAAGGUUCAUUAACAGUAUACCGAAAUGUAAUCAUUAAUAAUUACAAUAUUAAUCAUUAUUAAUGACAACAAGAGUUUGUACUGCUCUCUAAAAAAGUAAAAGUAACAAAAUAAACUUCUAUACUCAA
Molecule: messenger RNA, 5277 nt
Organism: Exaiptasia diaphana
Lineage: Eukaryota; Metazoa; Cnidaria; Anthozoa; Actiniaria; Aiptasiidae
Biological process (GO): regulation of transcription by RNA polymerase II
Molecular function (GO): protein dimerization activity; DNA-binding transcription factor activity, RNA polymerase II-specific; RNA polymerase II transcription regulatory region sequence-specific DNA binding
Source: RefSeq, a predicted model, not a curated record